This is a messenger RNA of Neopsephotus bourkii (Bourke's parrot), 4393 nucleotides long. It is a transcript of the gene IGF1, whose product is annotated as insulin like growth factor 1. Gene Ontology annotation, cellular component: extracellular region. The record is from RefSeq and is a predicted model, not a curated record. NCBI's taxonomy places the organism in Eukaryota, Metazoa, Chordata, Aves, Psittaciformes, Psittacidae. Bases 257 to 718 code for a protein of 153 amino acids. The transcript is spliced from 4 exons. Gene Ontology annotation, molecular function: growth factor activity; hormone activity.
UGCUCCCCCAGCUGUUUCCUGUCUACAGUGUCUGUGUAAUGUAGAUAAAUGUGAGGAUUUUCUCUAAAUCCCUCUUCUGUUUGCUAAAUCUCACUGUCACUGCUAAAAUCAGAGCAGAUAGAGCCUGCGCAAUGGAAUAAAGUCCUCAAUAUUGAAAUGUGACAUUGCUCUCAACAUCUCACAUCUCUCUGGAUUUCUUUUUUCUCAUCAUUACUGCUAACAAAUUCAUUUCCAGACUUUGCACUUUUAAGAAGCAAUGGAAAAAAUCAACAGUCUUUCAACACAAUUAGUUAAGUGCUGCUUGUGUGAUUUCUUGAAGGUGAAGAUGCACACUGUGUCCUACAUCCAUUUCUUCUACCUUGGCCUGUGUUUGCUUACCUUAACCAGUUCUGCUGCUGCUGGCCCAGAAACACUCUGUGGUGCUGAGCUAGUUGAUGCUCUUCAGUUUGUGUGUGGAGACAGAGGGUUUUACUUCAGUAAGCCUACAGGGUAUGGAUCCAGCAGUAGACGCUUACACCACAAGGGAAUAGUGGACGAAUGCUGCUUCCAGAGUUGUGACCUGAGGAGGCUGGAGAUGUAUUGUGCUCCAAUAAAGCCACCUAAAUCUGCACGCUCUGUACGUGCUCAGCGCCACACUGAUAUGCCAAAAGCACAAAAGGAAGUGCAUUUGAAGAAUACAAGUAGAGGGAACACAGGAAACAGAAACUACAGAAUGUAAGAACAUGCCGUCCACAAGAACGAAGAAUGGAUGUGCCAUCUGCAGGAUACUUUGUUGUAAAUAAAUUAUUUGUUAAACAUUGGAAGACUUAAAAAAACCUAUGGUUAAUAAGCUUGAUGCAAUCUCAACCAAUGGGCAUUCUCCCAGUGAACAAUGCAACUAAACAUUCCAAUACUAAGUCUUUAGAGAACAGAACAUUUUAAGAAGCCCAGAGCUAAAAAAUUCUGUGGUUGAUAUAUUACUGUUUGUUAAUCUGUUUUAAAUGUCCUGCACACAAAAUCUCUUAAAGUCCUGUGCCCCUCAAAAGCCUACAAAUUUAUGGGCCUUUGAUGGAUCCAAUUGCACUAAAUUAACCUAUGAACACAGGCUGCUGGAGUCAUUCAUCAGCCUUGUCUAAGUGGUGUUUUUAUUUUAUUUGCACUUCUAUACAAGCAACAGGCUGUUUGUUUUACAGUGUCUGAUAACAUUGUUUGUCUACCCCUUCAUAUUUGCACAGUUUGACAUUCCCAGUAACAGCAGCAGUAAGGUAACAUAUACAGUUUUAAACAUCCAUUAAUUCCAUCUGUGGCUUUUUGACAGAAUAUGGGUUAUAGAUGCAUUUGUUUUAAGACAGUUUUAUUUUUCCUUCUCUUGCAAAGAUGCGAGUUAUUGCAAUUUGUGAGACAAAAGAUUUCUAAAAGCAGUUAAAGCAUACAUAGGCUCUCAAACCAUUAAUGAUUCUUCCAGGUAAUUAUUUUGCAACAGUAUAGGUAACUUCUUUCUUCCUCCAUAUAAUGCAGUAUGUAAAAUUUAGCAUAUCAAUAAUACACAUAUAUCAAACAGUAUGUAAAAAUCUCUGUUUUAUAGUACAACGGUGCUAUUUUAUAGUUUGUUACAUGAAAGGGUCUGGCCAAAAUGGUAAUAAGCAAAAGCAAAUAUCGAAAGAUCAAGCCAAAGAGUAAAUAACAAAACAGUUUAAACAAUAUUCAGUUUAAAUGAACUAAAAUGGCUUCAGAUUCCACCACUGAAAUAACUUUCCCAUCUCCAAAAGAAAAGUCAGAUACCUUUCUUCUGUUAUAUGUUUGAAUGGUGGUGUUUUCAUUUGCAGUUAUGUGGAACACAAAUUCGUAGAUUCCUAGGCCCAGAGAAGACAGUUUGAGAAACAACCCUCAAAUGACUUUAGUCCAUCAGGACCUAAAUCUUUCUGAAAUAUAGGCAUUUUAUUCAAACGUAACAGAGGGUUACUCAAGUUCUCUGUCAUUUUAAUUCUCCCCACAAUCAGAUGUGACUAAAUUGACUGUUAAUUAGGUUGCUGCAACAUCCUGUAAAUCACAAAAGCUAAUCUAAUCACCAAAUUACAGUGUAGAAAGAGUCCUCAAGAAGAGAUGAACCAGAAUGUCCUUCAAACUGCUACAAUCACCCUUCAUGCACUUUUGUGGGAGACAUAUUUCUCUGCCAUGUAACCUUGAUAGGUACUGCACUGAUUCUACCUUGAAUAUCACUGUGUCCUAUGCUCCAUUUCGUAAGUCAACUCAGUGCUGGAUCAGCCACACAGUAAGGAGUGAUAAGUAGCCAAGCGUUCCAAGGUGAGCAAUAAAUUUAUCGGUGAGAGAGUGGAAGAGAAGGCAGGAGAGAAUUCACUGUUCUACCCUGUCUAAAACUGCAACAUGGUUCUACUCAAUUUUUUUUCCCCCAAAAAUAUCCCUGCACAUGGCAAGCUCAAACAAGAGAUAAAGUAUCCCUUGGUCAGCCCCAAAGAUGGCAGAGAAAAGGGAGCAAUUACGGAGAUGUUGGAUCAGAGCUGUAAAGGAAGUAUCUCUUUUUAAAGGCUCAAAUCUGCCUUUCUUUCUACUACAUCCAUGGGAGCAGGUGACUUACUGAAACACAAGAGAAGAAUCCCUGAAGGCUGAAUAUUUUACAGAUACUCAAGUAGUUUCUCGUAAAACAGGCAGGAAAACUAAGUCUUAAAAGUCCAACAAAUAAUUAUAGUUCCUUUUUGGUUCCUGUAGAAAGUUAGAUUUUUUUUCCAAGGAAAGUGCAAUGUAUUUUAUGAUUCUAUGACUCCUGUGCAAUUCUUUAUACCAUUCGUUUUCUGUGAGAUACAUGUUUAUAUCCACAAUAGGCUGCCAUUGCAAUGUAAAAGCAGAACACUAAAUGAAUAAAAAGAAUAUAUCACAGCUGUCACUGACUGAGAUAGUUAUGUUGAAAUGGAAGAAAGUACAGAGAAACAGAUGGGGAAAUGAAAUUGUUUACCACCAAUUCAAUAAACAGAGGUACCAAUUCUGAUAUCUGUCACAGCUCUUACUGACUUUCUUUUAGCGGAGAAGAUGGAGAGGGAAAUAUUUUUACUUCAGUGGCUGUUAAGAAUUCUGAAACACAUUCUAGAAUAUGCCAUUAUUUGGAUGUCACAUACAUAAUACAUAUUUCCAUUUCAUGCCCCAUGAUUCUUUUUGGCCCAUCUCCUCUGAAGUUCUAACGGGAAGAGGGAAGAAAGGUGUAACAGCAAAUAGUAAUUUACAGAUCUCAAUGGUGGCAAGUUUCUUUGUAGACAACAUUUUACAGAUGCAGUGUGAAUAUAACUAAAUAGCCAUACAUCAUCAGGCUAUUUAAUCCCUGUAAAUUCAGAUUUUGGACUUAUAUUGGAAUGUAUGCACUCACAUUUCUGCCACCAUAUUUCUCUUGUUGAGACAUCAUAAUUAGAAAAUGUCACUCAGACAGCAAUAUCUAACACGAGAACCUGACAACUGUCUAAACAAUUUAGAACAAUCCUUGAAAGACAUUACAAUAAAUAAUGAAUAGUUACAAGGUUUAAAGGCAACACUUAGCUUUACUAGAGAAUACAUGGUACCACAAAAUGGAGAGUAGCUUCAACACCACAGAGUUGAGAAAUGCAUAGAUGGGAAAUAUGCAGUUGUAUAGGAAACCUCCAGUCAUAUGGCAGGGAGCACAUGAUAUGCCAGUCAGUGUGAAAGAUAAAGGGCUGCAUUAGCUCAAUAAUAUCAGUAAAUCCGCUACUUAAAGAAGCUGAAGCAUGAGCCAAAACAUCUCCCUUCCAAAAGUACAAAGUAGUCUGACUAGAAAAACUUCUAAUUAGAGAAAUUGAAAGAUUCAGCUGGAUUUUCAAAAGCACUCCAGAUAUUUAGGAACUGGGCUCCCACGGGAUUUCGUUGAUUCUCAUAAAUCACUUAAGUGGUAAGGAAAAUUCCAGUCCCAACCUUCCAUAUCAUGUAAAUCACAUGACAGAAAUCACAGACUUCUGCAUUCUGGAACAGACAUAAAAAUCCAGUUACCACACAGAAUGUCACUGAAGUGCAGCAGUAAAAAUGUGAAGUAAUUCUCAUUAUUUUCAGUUAGUUCAAAAAUAAUUACAGAUCUAAACCCAUUGAAGUUAAUAUAUCUUUUUCACCAAGGGAGCAGAAUUUGAUAGUCACCUCCAUCGUAACCAUAAUCAUUAAAAGUUUUAAUGGAAAAUGAAUAAAUUCUGUAUUCUGCUCAAAACAUGCUUACAAACCUACGCUUACAAUUGUAUGAAAGACUUAUAUGAGGCAUAUUCAUACCAAUCUGUCAAGAGAUAAAAGAAAAUCAAAUAAUGGGAUAUUGCAUCCAGCCCUUGUAGAUACAUCAAAGCAGGCACCUUUUGCCCAAGACAGAUUACAGCAUCAAUUUUAUUUUACUUUUUUAAGAUUAAAGGGUAGG